This is a messenger RNA of Lodderomyces beijingensis, 726 nucleotides long. NCBI's taxonomy places the organism in Eukaryota, Fungi, Ascomycota, Pichiomycetes, Serinales, Debaryomycetaceae. The record is from the annotation of a GenBank genome assembly.
AUGAGGAGCAUAAAGUCAGUGGUGGUGGGAGAUGGUGGAGUGGGCAAGACUUGUCUAUUAAUAUCGUACACAACAAACACAUUCCCCAACGACUAUGUCCCCACGGUGUUUGACAACUACUCGGCAUCGGUGCUUAUAGACGGAGAGCCAAUAAAGCUAGGUCUCUGGGAUACAGCAGGCCAAUCAGAAUACGAUAGGUUGAGACCCUUGUCGUAUCCUCAAACUGAGAUAUUCUUGGUGUGCUUUUCAGUGAUAAGCCCCGACUCGUUCCAAGACGUCAAGAUGAAAUGGGUGCCUGAAAUAUUACACCACUCGCCAAAGGACAUUUUAAUGCUACUUAUUGGAACCAAGAUAGAUUUAAGAGACGAUGCCAAUGUAUUGGACGAAUUGGCUUAUAAAGGCCAAAAAUCAAUAACAUACGAACAAGGGUGCAAAUUAGCCAAAGAAAUCGGUGCUGUGGAUUACAUGGAGUGCUCUGCUGCCACGCAAGUGGGAGUCAAGGAGAUUUUCGAUGCUGCAAUCCGAGCUGUGUUGGAGCCUCCUUCGCCGCAGCAUGAUAAGGAUUACGUUUCAACUGAACAAAGCUCUGCUGGCUCGGGGGCUAAUGGAGAUGGUGCGAUCGGAGGAGCAAGUCUGGGCAGGCAGAAGUCGAGUAAUAAUGGAAUCUCGAGUGGAUCUGGCAAAAAGAGGAAAAUCAAAAAGGCUAAAAAGUGCGUAAUUUUGUAA